AUGGCGAGAAGGAAAUCGGGAUUCUUCAAGCACACCACCCUCAGAGUGCGGGAUGACUCUGUCACAAAGGCGUCAGAGCUCUCAGUUCGACAAUCCAUCUUGCCCAUCAUUCUGGUCACAACGCUUUAUUUCCUCUGGGGUUUCGCCUAUGGCCUCCUCGACACCCUGAAUAAACACUUCCAAGGCGUGCUCGGCAUCUCUCGUGCCCGUUCGUCUGGUCUACAAGCAGCCUAUUUUGGCGCCUAUCCAUUGGCAUCCUUGGGCUAUGCCAACUGGAUCCUACGCCACUUCGGAUACAAAGCCGUGUUCAUGUUCGGUCUGACUCUGUACGGCAUCGGGGGACUCCUCAUGUGGCCUGCCGGCCUCAAGAGAUCCUUUGGCGGGUUCUGUGGAGCCACCUUCAUUAUUGGAUCCGGUCUGGGCAGUCUCGAAACGGCAGCGAACCCUUUCAUCGCGGUGUGCGGACCACCCAAGUAUUCAGAGUUGCGCAUCAAUCUGGCACAGUCGUUCAAUGCCGUAGGAACGGUGGUCGGACCCGUUCUGGGCAGCUACGCUUUCUUCAAGAACACCGGCGAUAGCCUGCAGAGCUUGAAGAACGUGCAGUGGGUGUACCUUGCCAUUGCCAUAUUCGUCUUUAUCCUCGCGUUCGUGUUUUACGUCUCCCCGAUCCCAGAGGUCACAGAUGCGGAUAUGGAACAUCAGGUCACCGUCACCCACGACGGGCUGGAGGAGAGAAACAAGAAGCCCUUCUGGAAGCAAUAUACCGUCUUUCACGCGGCAUUCUCUCAGUUCUGCUACGUCGGGUCGCAGGUGGCUUUGGCAGGCUAUGCUAUCAACUACUUCACCGAGAUCGCGCCCAUCUCCAACUCGACGGGCGCGGCCCUCCUCGCCGGUGCGCAGGGGUGUUUCGCCAUGGGCCGAUUCACGGGGUCGCUGCUGAUGCGCUUCAUCCGCCCACGCUACAUCUUCCUGCUCUACCUGACGUCGGUGAUCGCCUUCUGCUCCGCAGCCAUCACGCAGCGCCGCAACACCGGCAUCGCCAUGUUCAUGCUGACCCUGUUCUUUGAGUCCGUGUGCUUCCCGACCAUCGUGGCCCUGGGCAUCCGCGGCCAGGGCAGACACACCAAGCGCGCGGCGGGCUGGAUUGUUGGCGGCGUGUGCGGCGGCGCCUGCGUUCCGCCCCUCCUGGGCGCCACUGCGGACUGGCACAACAGCACACCCUUCGCGCUCGUGGUGCCUGUGUGCUUCUUCAUCGCGAGCUGGACGUACGCCCUAUGCGUCAACUUUGUGCCAUAUUACCGCAUCCCCGCGGACGCGAUCGGCGAUUCGGACGUCGGAUUGGACCACGGCGGCAACGGCGACGGCGAGAGUGGUGGUGGUGGCGGUGUGCCGGUAGAGGGCGACGGCGAUGUGGAAAAAGCCGGCGCCGUGCAGAUUGAGCGUGCCGGCAAAGAGGAAGAGGGGGUGGAGAGAGUGUUUGAGAAAGAGUGA
Molecule: messenger RNA, 1491 nt
Organism: Fonsecaea erecta
Lineage: Eukaryota; Fungi; Ascomycota; Eurotiomycetes; Chaetothyriales; Herpotrichiellaceae
Exons: 5
Coding region: 1-1491 (496 amino acids)
Biological process (GO): transmembrane transport
Molecular function (GO): transmembrane transporter activity
Source: RefSeq, a predicted model, not a curated record